Messenger RNA from Coniophora puteana RWD-64-598 SS2, 555 nucleotides. RefSeq lists its product as uncharacterized. The record is from RefSeq and is a predicted model, not a curated record. Lineage: Eukaryota; Fungi; Basidiomycota; Agaricomycetes; Boletales; Coniophoraceae. Bases 1 to 555 code for a protein of 184 amino acids. The transcript has 5 exons.
AUGUCCCCCAUGCCUGUUAACAACACCUUCAUCAAAAGGACCGAUGCUAUGCCGCAUGUUGCUGGUACAUACAAGAUGUCACACCCUCCAGCUUCAUCUCACCAAUUUACCAUCAGCGCAAGGUUCCUGAGUACCCUCCCCUGGAGUUCAAGGAUGACAACGGCAAAGAUCAGCCAGUCACAAGGGCACAGCCAGCCUGCAAAACCGCCAAAGCAACUGCUAGCUUGUCCCAAGCAGAUAUUCUGGCCCACUUCGACAGAGAUUGUCCAAUCACAUGGGGAAAGUAAAACCGAGGACCCUGCGAGCAACAACAAGGGAUGUUCAUUGGCCCAAGAGGAGUUAGACAAGAGAUGGGAGGCUUUUCAAGUAAAGGAGUACCAUAGCAAAGGAGUUGUUGGAUCCUGGGCAAGCAGACAGUUGGAAAAAAUAGAACACUUUGGUGAAGUGUUCCUGUCCAUUGUAUAUGAGCUGUACCAUAUGUUUCUCGCCACUGAGAACAAACAGCUUGUCCAGCUAGAAUCUUCAGUUGUGCAAAACAAAGUAGCUGUUGAAUGA